AUGAAUUUGAAAUCAUCUAAUGUUUUUUUAAAAUUGUUCUUUACAAUAAAUUGGUUAGUAGCAACCGUUUUUUGCUAUAAUCCAAGUUCACGAGUGUUUCAAAGUAGUGUUCUUAUUGGCUCCAAGAUUUAUUAUUUUGGGGGUUUUAAUGGUUCAGAUGAAAAGAAUGAUGCAUUUUAUUUUGAUGUAAAUACUUCAGAAUAUACUGUCAUUGACAAUAUCCCCGUUGAUAUUUACCAAUCUUCUUCAGUGAUUCAUCCUAAAGAUGAAAAUAUUUGUUUAUUGAUUGGAGGUUUUGCAUACAAACCAGGUUCUUCGUCUACUUUAGAUUCUAAUCUUAUGAGUCCAGAGCAAGUCUAUAGAUUUGAUACCCAAACUUCCAAAUGGUCCAUAGUAGAAACUUCCAAUAAACCUUCUGUGUCCUCAAGGCGCUAUUUGAAUGGAGGUGUAUCAGAUGAUAAUGGAACUAUUUAUUUUUUUGCUCACCCAGAUUCUUCGCUUCACUCGGAUCCAUCAGCUGAUUCUUUUAUUAAACUUGAUAUUAAUAUGAUGUCAUGUAAAGAUUGUAGUAUGAAAGAUCUUUUGUUUUAUGAUAUCAAUUCAUCAAAAUGGUCCUCAGCUACUGCACAAGGUGAAAGUAUUGAUGGUCGUGUCGCUCAUACCGCUGUAUUAACAAGUGACGAACGUCUUAUUAUUUAUGGUGGUUUUUCUUAUUCGUAUUUGGAAUAUCCUAAUAUUACUCUAGCAGUAUUAAAGAUAAGAUCUUCAUCUUAUGAAUGGUCUAUUCCAAGUAGUGAUAAUAAAUCUCAUCCACCCCUGGCUGGUCAUUCAGCAACUAUUUACAAAGAAAAAAAAGAACUAAUGUAUAUUGCAUUUGGAAGAUCCUCCGGAACUGAUAAAGAUAGUAAUGAAACUAUAUUUGCUUUAAAUACAGUUGACUUUUCUCGGAUAGAUCUUGUUCCUCUUCCAAAUAAACCAAACUUAAAACUUAAACUUGGCAUUUCUCUUGGUCUUACUGCUGGGUUAAUUAUUAUAGGAGGAAUAGUAGGAUACUAUUUCUGGCGAAAACGUAAAAACAGGCAAACUAAUGAUAAAAUUAUUACAAAUGAUGAUAAUAUCAAUGACAACAAAGUAUCUGCGAUGUAG
Diversispora eburnea is the source of this 1146-nucleotide messenger RNA. Lineage: Eukaryota; Fungi; Glomeromycota; Glomeromycetes; Diversisporales; Diversisporaceae. The record is from the annotation of a GenBank genome assembly.